Podarcis raffonei (Aeolian wall lizard) is the source of this 2006-nucleotide messenger RNA. RefSeq lists its product as uncharacterized. The coding region runs from base 465 to 1274 and encodes 269 amino acids. The record is from RefSeq and is a predicted model, not a curated record. The transcript has 4 exons. Lineage: Eukaryota; Metazoa; Chordata; Lepidosauria; Squamata; Lacertidae.
GGGCCUCUUUGCUGUCAUUUCAGCCACCAUUUGUGGACCCGUCUGUGAGUUCCCCAGUGGCAGACUCUAGGCUGGGGCAGCUGUGUCGCGAAGUCAAGCGAGAGGAAGAGGAAGAGGAAGAGGAGGAUGCUGUCAUUGUGACCUCACAUGCAGGUAGAAGGCAGAGGAGACUAAGCCUGGAGGGCAGAGAGACCCCAGAGCAGUCGGCGGCAGUGGGGCAAUACGAGGCCUCGAGGUGGAGGGAAGGGGACGACAUCUCCCAGCCUCACUACAGUCGUCAUGGAGGUUAUGGAGCAGAAAAUGAGUGCGGGAGGAGGAGCCAACUGUGGGAAGGCCCUGCGCUAGCGGAACAUUCCGGAAAGGGGCCGAGAGAGCCGGCUUCCGAGAGCGAGGACCAGGAGGUCGAUGAGCAGCUGCUCCGGCGGAAGAGGCGGAGGAGGAACCGCUGGGUGGGCCAGGUGAGCAUGGACAAACUUCCGCGCCAGCAGAGCACAGAGGUUGCCAACGGAAACCUUUCUGCCAUGCACCUCAGGCCAGCCUUUUGCUUGCUGGACGUCAUGGAAGGGGACCUUCCCGAACCAGGGACCCCAAAGAAGCGGCGGCGGAAGCCCAACUGGAACAUGGAGGAGAAGACGCUGCUGUACAAGCUGGUGGUGGCGAACAAGGAGGCGGCGCUGGGCCUCGUCCCCGGGAGCAGGGCGGCCGCGCGGCAGGCGGCGUUCUUUGCAGCCGCGGGCAAGAGGGUGUCUGCGCUGGGCUACUACGAGAGGUCAGGCCUCGCCACCCGCAAGAGGUGGAACGACACGUAUGGGAACCUCCGGAAGCGGGUCAGGGCCUACCGGCGGCAGGGCCUGCCGUUCGACAAAGCAGUGGAGAAAGCCGUGAGGCCCGAAGAGACGGUCAUCCGCCCGCUGCUCUACCGGAAGAGGGUCAAGGCCGCCGGAUCGGAUGCCAGGAACCACGAGUGUCUGCCACACAGUGCCUUGCCAGAGGACCCCACAGACUCGGAGGACGACUCCACGCCCCCCACCUCAGACGGAGAACACUCGCCAGCUACAAAGGGGCCGCUGGGGGCUUCGCCAGGAGCCGGCCUUCGUCUUAGAGGCAGCUUGCCGGCACAGCCACAUUCUCCAGCCGCCCAGGAGGAAAUAGCAGUGGCAUGGAAAGAUGAACGCUCAGCAGGCGUCCAGCAGGUGUCUGAAGUAUCCGGCAACAGCUGCCGUUGGGACGACAGGGGCCGGAUAGGGACCUUCAGCAGUCGGCUGACCCUGUGACAAAUUUUGGGUGCUCCUAGCUUGCUGUUCUCCAAGGAAAUCUCAGUUGGAUGUUUUCGGUGCAAUCCUGCCACCGAGUUAACUGGACACAGCGGAGGCUGGGGACCUUUACCCCAGCAAACGGUGCUGCAGCAUUGCACCUUUUUACCAGCACUUCUGCGGCUGGUGGGAUCAUUCCUGCAUUGCAGGGGGUCAGACUAGAUGGCCUUUGGGCUCCCUUCCAAAUCCACACUUCUAGGGUUAUUAUUCCCAGGGAUUGUGAAUGCAAGAACCCUGAUUUCUCCCUCCUUGUUUUUUUCUUCGUACGUUGAAUUUUUAUUUACUUUUCUUCCUGUUUCCUUAUUUGCUACAUGUCACUGAACUGUGGUUUCGAUCAAGUAAAAAGAACUUUUUUUAAAAAAACAAAAAACCUACAUAAAUCACUGCCACCUUGGAUAUUUAAAUAUCCGUUGUAAUUUGAGAAAAUGUGCAUGGAGCGAACUAUGCAACACCCAACAGGAAUUGGGGAAGGAAAUGAAUCGGUUUUAAAUCUCUCCAGUAAGAAUAAAUGUAAUUUAACCAAGUUUGUUUGUUUGUUUAACAGGCUUCUGUUUGAUUUGUGUUAAAUGAAAUGUUCCUAUUUUGUCAUUUAGAUUUUUAGGGGUUGCAAUCCUACGGGGUAGAUUUUCAAGCACUUUAUCUACUUGGCUGUAACAGAUCCUUUUCUAUACUUCUUAAUUUUAUAUAUAUAUA